AUGGAGUGUGCGAUUUCUCCUCUUAGGUCUGCCUUGGAACUUAUUCGAAGAGAUGGUGCUCUUGAUGACAAAGACAUCCUACUUCGGCUCCCUAAAUAUAGACUGCGCGAAAUGAUUUUGGCACCAAUACAGGUGUCUUUGGAAUCAUCCAACAGUAGACUAAACUAUGCUGCUAUGGCGUUUGUUGAUUCUGAUAAUUUAUAUGAUGAAUUUGAGGAUCCCAUCAAAGACACGGACUUGACAUAUCAGCUCCUUGAUACCAUUUCUCCAUGCACGAUCUUCAGUGAUACUACUCAGGCUUUUUUUCUUAAGGCUGGUAAACCGAAUCCGGUGAUCAUGCCGAAGUCCGUCUACGCUAUUCUUUGUUAUGAAAGCUCUUGUGAAUCUGUUUUAUCUGAACCGCAUCUGCAGAUUUUGGGUGUUCUCAAAUGCCUUAUCGAAGCAAUUGUGCCGGACAAUGUGCCUACGCAAAAUACAAUGAUUAUACCUAUGUACCUUCAGGCUAUUGCAACCACUAUAUCUCUCCUUCCCGUCUCCUUGAUUAGACAUAGAGUGUUUUUAAAUAUUCUCUGGCAACGCGUUUGUCCCAUGCUUAUGUGGUUUUUGAGCAAUCCGAAGCAAGAAAAGAACAUCAUUUCAACAUCAGAUUUGCUGUUGACGAUAGAAAGUGAAGUUGAUCGUCAGACCCAUGGGACAGCCAGCUCUAUAGCCCCUCCAAUUCUUUGGCCGGAGGGAUUAAAGAUAGUUUAUGACAUUGUAAUCGACCUGGCUUUCUUGGUGGGGCCAAUUUUUGAGCUUAGGCCUAUGUUGGAAUCUCUUUUUCAUAAGAUGCUCCUCUACCCACCACCUGCUUACCGUCAGCAUGCUCUCCGGGCUGUAUGCGGUCUUUUAAGCACAACUGAGGGACUUCUCUGCAUUACUGGGCCACUUAUUUCUGUUCCCAUGCUUUCAAACAGCAACGGCGUUAAAACUUUGUUCAAAUGCGGCGAACUGCAGGUAUCAGAUCUUCGAAUUUUCGACAUUAUUCUGGAGUCUGUCCACGCUUGUUCAAUGACCAAGGAUCAGGCUCUAGUCUGUACCAGCGCCAAAUGCGUGAGCCUCAUUUCACAUUCCCUCUCUGCCCUUAUUAAAUGUGAGGGUCUAUGCGAGGCUCUUGUUCAAAUGAUUGAGUCUCAGUUGAAACCAAUAGAUGAAUGCCUUAUUGCAUAUGAUCACGGUCAGGAGGUGUCGAAUGGAAGUGAAAUCCUCAAUACGAAUCUACCUCGCACGUUGGAAGUGGAUCGAUGGGCUGCUCAUGAUUACCUUCUGUCCCUUAUGAAGAUCAUUCCUAAUCUUCUGGAAGCUCGGUCGAUAAUGGAAGUUGACAACCUCCUUUUGGAGUUCAGCUCUGAUUAUUGUAAAGAGCGGCGAUUGAAUGUGGCUGACAGUGUGGUUUGUUCCGUGGACUUCACUGAUCGUGUUGACGACGUACACUUGUUAGACAUUGACAGCACCCUUCUUAACGCUGACGCUGUUUAUGCUACAACUAUCGGAGCACUGGCACUGAACUACCGCCUUCUCCAGGCUGGCUUCUAUUCUAACCAGUACAAGGCCGAGGUAGUGGUCAUGUCUGAGACCGAAUUUUUGGACUCCAUUCUCGGGACGGGUCUCAUGCUCUACAUCUCAGAGACGUGGCUGUCGCAGGUCUAUCGGGGAAUUCGACAUCAGGAUCUUCUGAGUGCCUGCGGCCUGGAUCUCAUACUUCUUCGCGGGUCUAUCAACAAAACUAAUGGUGCAGAUUUUCGAGGUGCAUGUCUCAUUGAAAUGCUCGUCGCGUAUGAUGGGAUAGAUUGGACCUACGACAAGGCCAUUGGAUCUGAUGACAGCAGUAGCAGAUAUACGGGAAGGGAGGGUGUGGACAAGGCGCUGGACGCGGAGAAGAUGCGGCUACGGGUAGGUGAGGCUCUGGUCUCGCAUAUCCUUUCGGCAGGAUGGCAGCGCAUUGUUGAAACUCUCGCCAACACAGUAGCUUUUGUUGGCAUCCGUGUGGAUAAAGCCCCUUCCGGCGUUUCUGCUUUCUCCUUCACCUCCCCCCGUCCCUCUACCGCCUGCGCCGAUAGGCACCUUCUCUGUGUUGGGAAAGCCACCGGCGUCUUUUGA
Hydatigera taeniaeformis is the source of this 2139-nucleotide messenger RNA. Lineage: Eukaryota; Metazoa; Platyhelminthes; Cestoda; Cyclophyllidea; Taeniidae. The record is from the annotation of a GenBank genome assembly.